AUGGUGUCUUUCACUUUCGCGGCAGCGGCUGCUGCUCUUCUUUCCGUAGUCUCUGCUCAGACUUUCCAGCGUCUUGGUGGAUGUCCCACACUCGGCUGCGUCUUCCCUCCCGAUCAGCAGGAUUUCCUCGCUGGUCAGUACUUCGACAUUCGUCUCGAAGUGCAUGCACCAGUCAAUGGCUCGGAGGCGACGAACGGCAAGCCAGACACGAACUUCACUUUCAACAUUGGCAAGGUCGGCGAGGCUGCUCAGCCAGCUGCCAAGUUCUUUGGCCUCGAUGAGCCAAAGCUCGAGGGCUGGAAUUUCACUUGGUACGAGGAUCUGUUUGCCCGCGAUGCUUUCAAGCCUAGUGUGGUGAACGUGGCGUCCAAGGCAUACCGACGAGUCGCUCUCUACACACCGGGCGAAUACGUGGCUACCUUGAGCUACAAUGGCACCAACACUACCGCCUACUGGCUCGUCCGCGACAUCGAGGAGGUCCGCAAGACCAAGAAUGUUCUGUUGUUCAUCGGUGACGGCAUGACUACCAACAUGAUCACGGCUGCCCGCCUGAUCGCCCACAAGCAAGUCAACGGUCGUUAUCAGAGCACCAUGGCCAUGGACAAGUUCCCUUCCCUUGGCCACCAGAUGACGCACUCUCUCGAUUCCUUCAUCACUGAUUCCGCCAACUCGGCCACGGCGCUCUACACUGGUCACAAAUCCUCGGUCAAUGCAUUGGGUGUCUACGCCGACUCCUCCCCUAACCCUUUCGAUGAUCCCAAGAUUGAGACUAUCGCUGAGAUCUUCUUCCGUCUGUGGGGUGGUCACGUUGGUAUUGUCAGCACAGCUUUCAUCGCUGAUGCUACACCUGCUGCUCUUACCGCCCACACCAGAGAUCGUGAUCAGUACGGUGCGGUCAUUGACUCUUUCAUUCACGGCAUUGUCAACUACACCUGGACUCAAUGGAACGGCCCAGAUGUCCUUUUCGGCGGCGGAGCCGAACAAUUCUACUCCCCAUCCCUCGGUGGCGUGACCUACAAGGGCCUCGACUACUACAAGGUCUUCGCUGAUGCGGGCUACGAUGUUGUCUACAACAAUACUGAGCUCCAGGCCGCAUCCACCUCUGACCGCAUCCUCGGUAUCUUCUCCGUUUCCAACAUGGCGAAGUGGCUUGAUCGCAACGUCUACACUGCCAACCUCAAGAACCAGAAGAACUCUCCAGACGGAUCCAAGGGCGACGCAGUUGACCAGCCCGGUCUCAAGGAGAUGACUCUCAAGGCCAUUGAUGUGCUCCAGACUCGCUCUGCUGCGAAUGGCGACAAAGGCUGGUUCAUCAUGUCCGAGGCUGCCUCCAUCGACAAGCAGAUGCACACCCUCGACUACGACCGUGCUCUCGGCGAGCUCCUUGAGCUCGACGAUACGAUCAAGAAUUCCAUCGACCACCUUACCAAGAUCGGCCAGAUCAACGAGACUUUGAUUGUUGUCACCGCUGACCACGGCCACGGUUUCGAUGUCUUCGGCAGCGCUGACACCCAGUACUUGAACGCCCAAAAGGACGACCGCUCCAAGCGCAACGCUGUCGGCACGUACCAGAAUAGCGGUGAAUCCCAGUAUGUCAACACUGGCAGCCUUCGCUAUGUCGAUAGCUUCUUCCCAGCCAACUGGGAUCCUCGCUACACUUUGGCUCAAGGCUUCGGUGCCCACCCAGACGUGCGUGAGAAUUACCAGGUUCACAAGGACGGCCCCCGUCUCCCAGCAACAAACAUCACCGGCUUCCCCAGCACAGACUACUUCGUCAACCCCAAAGACAACCCCACGGGCUUCAUCACCAACGGCACCCUCCCCACCAACGCCAACCAAGGCGUGCACUCCCUCACCGACGUCCCCGUCUUCGCCAUGGGACCCUGCCACGAGACGUUCAGCGGUGUCUACAAUAGCAUUGAUAUCUUCUAUAAGAUGGCCGGAUGUUUGGGUCUUUCCAGGCCGAAUGGUGCCAGCUCGACGAAUCAGACUAAGCCGGGUUCGAAUGACCAGGGUGGGCAUUAUAGUGGGCCGGGGAAUUGGGGUGGGCCCCAUAAUGGUGUGCCGGGGUAUCAGCAGUAUGGAGAGGGAAAGCCUAUGUACGGUCCUCCUGGAUGGUAG
Messenger RNA from Recurvomyces mirabilis, 2121 nucleotides. RefSeq lists its product as uncharacterized. Gene Ontology annotation, molecular function: alkaline phosphatase activity. Gene Ontology annotation, biological process: dephosphorylation. The coding region runs from base 1 to 2121 and encodes 706 amino acids. The transcript has 3 exons. Lineage: Eukaryota; Fungi; Ascomycota; Dothideomycetes; Mycosphaerellales; Teratosphaeriaceae. The record is from RefSeq and is a predicted model, not a curated record.